Plasmopara halstedii is the source of this 2715-nucleotide messenger RNA. Its product is annotated as agc mast mast protein kinase. Lineage: Eukaryota; Oomycota; Peronosporomycetes; Peronosporales; Peronosporaceae. Gene Ontology annotation, molecular function: protein serine/threonine kinase activity; ATP binding. Gene Ontology annotation, biological process: intracellular signal transduction; peptidyl-serine phosphorylation. The transcript is spliced from 6 exons. The record is from RefSeq and is a predicted model, not a curated record. Bases 1 to 2715 code for a protein of 904 amino acids.
AUGGCGGGGCGGCCGCAACAGCUUGCAUUGGCUCGUGUGGCUGACCUGGACCUUCCCUCAGACGGUGGCAAACGUCGUCCGAGUGCUAGCAGCACUAGCAGUAGCGAAUUAGAGCGUCUUCACGAUGAAUUGCAGCUUGAGAUUAAGCCGCAGCGUCUACAACGUCAGUAUACGCUAACUGUUCCACCGUAUAGUGCGGAUGGAGAUCGAUUCUCACAUUCUGGAAUCCUUGAUGCUACUUCAGACGUAUUAAAUGAUGUAUUAAGUCGGUGGGAGAAAAAUCAGGUCAAAUGGCGUCGCGCUACCUCGAGUGAUGAGAAUCAGGAAGCUUGGACUGAUAAUGAUGGUGGAAACGAUAGUGAAGGUUUGGUUGAGAAGGUUCAAAAUUGUGAUACUUUUGACGUGACAUUCGGAGAAGGAUUUCUUGGUCUGGAAUUUGUUCUUGAUGCUCGAAAGAACAAAGUUGUGGUCAAAAAUGUUCAUCUGGAGAAGUGGACAAUGGUGGCUUUGAAUCUUUCGCCUGAUGUCUCAAUCACGAAGGGGUUAUGGAUCGAUGCAGUGAAUGGACGAAGCGUGAGCACAACGACGCCUGAAGACGUGUUAGAUAUGCUUCAAUUCAGUCGACGACCCAUGACUUUGACGUUUCGACGAGCCCGUAAGUCGGUGAUUGUGUGUAAACUCUGUGAAAUGAGUGUGGAAGCCAGUUCAUUGGAGGAACAUGCAAAUUAUUGUGUGCUUUCGAAAAGGGUGGAACUUGAAGCGGAUGGGAUUAAUAAUUCAUUGAUGAAACUCACAGCGUCGAUUAAUGCCAUGCUCGCUGAAGAGGCGACAACGAUCAUAAUGGAGCAAGAACUGCAUCUUUACCACACACUUCGUGUGGUGGCAAUCCAAGCAUCAACAUGUGAUGUCACGAGUGUGGACGCCUUUGCACUCUGUGCGCGGUUAGUAAAAAUUGUUGAUCGAUUACGACAGCAGGACAUUGAACUGUCAACUUAUGCUGGUGAGUAUGGAGGACAUGUAGCCAGCUACUGCACAAAAUUGCGUGAUUUGAUCCAUGCUAAAAUGAGCAAAGUGCGAGCAUCCCACAAAGUGAUGUUCCAACAAGCUCCAAUCGAGGAGGUACGGACACCGUUGAAGCGCACAAAAUCACUUGAAAAUAUUGAUAACAGCGACGAAUUGCGCGGGUCUCGACGGUCGAGCUUCAAAUCGGCCUCAUGUCGUGUUUCGAUUCGCGACUUUCAUAUUGUUAAACCAAUUUCAAAGGGGGCUUUCGGCAAAGUGUAUUUAGCACGAAAAAAGACAACAGGUGAUCAAUAUGCAAUCAAAGUGCUUGCGAAACAGCACUUACUACGAAAAAAGCAGAUUCAGCAAAUUGAGACGGAAAGAAAUAUUUUGGCUAGUGUAGUGAGCCCUUUCGUUGUCAAGUUGUUUUGGACGUUUCAAAACAAGCGAAACCUCUUUUUGGUAAUGGAGUAUCUUCCAGGAGGUGAUUUUAUGUCCUUAUUAGAGUGUAUUGUUCAACUCGAAGAACAGGUGGCGUGCGUCUACAUUGCUGAAAUUGCAAUUGCACUUAACCACUUGCAUUCCAAAGGAUGUGUUCACAGGGACCUAAAACCCGACAACAUUCUGCUCUCUUCCUCCGGCCAUAUCAAGCUUACCGACUUUGGCUUAUCUGAAGAAGCUGUGGCGAUCAGUGAUACAGAUUCUGAACCUGACGAUGACUACAUGGUCUCAGAUGCUGAUAAUGUUAAAAUUGCUUCAGUAGAUGAGACACUCGUAGCGCUUGAAUACGAUCGCCCGCAGCGUACAAUAUCAUCUAAGAAGAAAAAAUCCGCGUACCACACGUAUGGACGAUGUGGGACGCCAGACUAUUUAGCGCCCGAAAUUAUCCUCGGCGUUCCUCAUGGACCACCUGUGGAUUAUUGGGCUCUGGGUAUUAUUUUAUACGAAAUGCUGGUGGGGUUUCCUCCUUUUAAUGAUGACACUGUGGAUGCAAUUUUCAAUAACAUAAUUGAGCGGCAAAUUUUGUGGCCGGAUGGAGAAAAGUGCCUUUCGGCCGAAGCGAUGGAUUUGAUAGAUAAGCUGCUUGAUCCGGAUCCAGCAACUCGUAUGAGCUGGGAUGGAAUCAAGCUUCAUCCCUUUUUCAAUGGGAUUAAUUGGGACACAAUUUUGGAAUCUGUACCUCCAUUCGUACCGACGCUCGAGGGACCAAAUGAUACGAGCUACUUUAAUAAUCGCAACCUUACAGACAUUUUUAUCGACGAUGACGACUUUGACGAUGCUUCCCCCUCUGCAAGUAAUUGCGUGGAUAAUCUUGACUUUGGUACUGAAAGUGAUCAACAAAAUUACAGAAUGAUUGACGGCAACGAUACUGACAAUCACGACUUCGAAAAUAAUGCUUUAAGCAAAACUGCAGCUGCUGACUCAACGUGGGGCAUUCCAGAGACUUUGGAUGUUCAUGGUGGAUUGGGCAACUGUCGUGAAAAGUCCAUAGGCGAUGGAGCUUUAAAUAUGGAAGACAAUAACAGCCACUUUCGGUUUCCUAGUGGCAUGUAUGGUAGCCCCGAUGAGUCAAAUCUCGCUGAUGCCUUCAAAUCUUUUAGCUUUACAAACAUGAAUGCCUUAGCUGCUGCGUCGCAGGCAGAAGCUGGAAUACUCACUGAUACAGAGAAACAACAUGUAGGAGCACCGUCCGGUCCAUCAAUCUUGAUUUAG